UUUACCUUCCUUUGACAUUGGGCGUUGUUGAUUAGUCGUUUUAAUUUCUAAAAAAAAGUUUGAACGAUCUAUACGUGGAACCUUUAAAUGGGAAAAGUAUGACAGCCUUCUCACUAGUUGCGAUUCCAAUCUUCGUCUUUCUUUUCGCAGUCAGACACCAAAAACAACUGCUCCAAUGGUUGUCACAGAAGUUGAAAGGAAUACAUUUCUCAAGAAAUGUCUCAAAUCCAUCCGACGUCAAGCGUAUGGCACCAUACCCAGCGCAGCCCAUCAAAGGCAGAGAGCGAUACCGCGUAAUGAUGGACAUUCGCAAACUUGACGCCCAGAACUGGCUCACCCUCGACAAAAACUAUAUGGACGAACACCGGGUCCGGACCCAAUUGCUUCACGAGAAGAGAAAAGAGGUCCUGCGCUGUUUGCCGGAGUCAAUUGAACCGUGCCAGGAGGCAUUGGAAGAAGUUUCAGACUUUCUUUGCGAGAGGUUCCCCAAUAUGUUCGAAAUGUCAAUCCAAGACGGCCGAAAGAUCGUCGACAAUCGCAUGACUGGCGACAAAUUCACUGUCAGCGGGCGCGACCCCAACGAGGGAUUAACAGAGGCACUUGAGGCUGCUGUCCGUCUCACGAUGGAGGAUCUCAGUAUUUUAAUGAUGAACGAGGAAGGGGAAUUCUACCUGGCAGCUAGCGCCAGCCUCUUUCCAACAGGGUGGACAGUGAAUCAGAGAAUUGGCUGGACCAUCUCUCAACUGCAUGGCCCCGUGCCACUGUGGCACCAACAAGUCGCCAAUUCUGUCAGCAAAUUCCUCGCCCGCUUAACACCAACCUCACCAAUGGAACGCUCAAAUUUCUUCGUAGAAGUCAAGGGACCAAGCGAGAACCUGACCGAGAUCCUCUAUCGGCCUGGUUCACUCUGCGAGAAAGAGCUGAGAAGCCCAUUGCCGUCAGAUAUCCUGAUCCGCCGCGAGAGGCAGACUUUCCGUCGACUGCCGCGCACAGGGGCGAUUGUCUUCGGCGUCAAGACGUAUCUCACGCCGUUGGAUGAGCUGCCAAUGGCGGAGCUGGAUAAUCUUGCCAAGGAGAUGAGGAGUUGGCCUGAUUAUGUGGGUGAAUAUAAGGGGAGGGAUGUUUGGGGCGCCAAGGUUUUGGAAUACUAUCGCCAACGGGUUGGUGAGAGUGAAAAGACAGGAAAUGAGGAGCUGAACGAGAAAGAUGAGAGAAUUGAGGUUUGA
Penicillium samsonianum is the source of this 1226-nucleotide messenger RNA. RefSeq names its product heme-dependent oxidative N-demethylase family protein. NCBI's taxonomy places the organism in Eukaryota, Fungi, Ascomycota, Eurotiomycetes, Eurotiales, Aspergillaceae. Bases 99 to 1226 code for a protein of 375 amino acids. The record is from RefSeq and is a predicted model, not a curated record. The transcript is spliced from 3 exons.